Messenger RNA from Tribolium madens (black flour beetle), 2025 nucleotides. Its product is annotated as glycosyltransferase 25 family member. The record is from RefSeq and is a predicted model, not a curated record. The transcript has 7 exons. Lineage: Eukaryota; Metazoa; Arthropoda; Insecta; Coleoptera; Tenebrionidae. The coding region runs from base 116 to 1795 and encodes 559 amino acids. Gene Ontology annotation, molecular function: procollagen galactosyltransferase activity.
UGUCACUGCCCAUCCGGAUAUCAGCUGUGUUUCGGUAAAAUUUGAAAAGUGUGGUUUGAAAUUUAUUUACUGAGUAAAACACUACGUUUCAAUGAUUUUACGUUAAAGUUUAAAAAUGUUUUUGCGCUUCGUAGUGCUUUUUCUUGUUUUGUGUUUGCAAAACGUGGCCUCAGAGUGGAAAAAACCCACAGUUUUCAUUGCUAUUUUGGCCCGAAAUAAAGCUCACACAUUACCUUAUUUCUUAACAACUUUGGAAAAUCUCGAUUAUCCCAAAAAUCGAAUUUCUUUGUGGAUAAGGAGCGACCACAAUAGUGAUAAGACGAUUGAAAUUUUGCGGAAAUGGAUCAAUGCGGUCAAGGAUGAAUAUCAUUUGAUUAGUACCGAUUUUGUUGAAGGGGAUGAAGCUUAUCCUAACGAAAAUGGUCCUGCUCAUUGGACCCAGGAACGAUUUAAUCACGUCAUAGAUUUGAGAGAGUCAUCUUUGAAUUUUGCUAGAAAAAUCUGGGCAGAUUAUUAUUGGACAAUCGAUUGCGACGUUUUUUUAACAAAUCCAAAAACACUAGACAUACUUAUAGCAAAGAACUACACUGUAGUAGCCCCCAUGCUGAAAUCCGACGGAUUAUAUUCAAAUUUCUGGUACGGAAUGACUGAUGAUUACUAUUACCAAAGAACAGAAGACUACAAACCUGUAGUAAACCGCGAAAACGUCGGUUGUUUUAAUGUACCAAUGGUCCACUCUUGCGUCCUCGUCGAUUUGAGGAGACAAAUCUCAGAUUUUCUAACUUAUAAUCCAACGAAAGUGCCAAAUUUUGAUGGUCCCAUUGAUGAUAUCAUCACGUUUGCUAUCGGAGCAAACAGGAGCGGAAUCUCAUUAAAUUUAUGCAACGAUAAACAGUUUGGGUUUGUUAUGGUGCCUUUGGAACAAGAAGAUAACUUAGCAGUUGAUUUCGAACAGUUGACGAAUAUUAAAUUGGAGAUUCUGACUGAGGAGAAACCUCUAAACGUUAGCAAAUUGUUAGAGUUUUAUACGUGGCUUCCCGAAAAAGAUACUCUCGGGUUUGAUAAAAUUUUUAUGAUCAAUUUGCUGCGCCGACCGGAAAGAAGGGAAAGAAUGAGGUUUUGCUUUGACGAACUUGGACUUCAAGUUACAAUUGUUGACGCGGUGGAUGGAAGGGCGUUGAAUGCGAGUAUUUUGCAGCUGAUAUCACCCUUGCCCGAGUAUGCGGACCCUUAUCACAAAAGACCGAUGACACUCGGAGAAAUUGGAUGCUUUUUAAGUCAUUAUAAUAUCUGGAAGGAUAUUGUUCGGAACGGAUAUGAGACUACUCUUGUUUUAGAGGAUGAUAUUAGGUUUGAACCCUUUUUCAGAAGUAAAGUGUUAAAUGUGAUGGCCGACACAAAGCGUGUUUCCGGCUGGGAUUUGGUGUAUUUUGGGCGUAAAAGGUUGCAGGAAGACGAUGAACCGUGGGUGGAAGGGUCAAGUUUGCUAGUCGAGGCAGGUUAUUCCUACUGGACUUUAGGAUAUGUUCUUAGCUUAAAUGGAGCUAAAAAACUUUUAAACGCUGAUCCUCUCUCUCGACUUGUGCCAGUUGACGAGUAUUUACCAAUAUUAUUUGAUAAGCAUCCACAGAUGAGUUGGAAGGGCCAUUUCCCCAAGAGAAAUUUGGUUGCAUUAUCGGCUGCUCCGUUACUAGUCUACCCAACGCAUUAUACGGGAGAACAAGGUUAUAUUAGUGACACCGAGGACUCUAUUAUUAUUAAGGAAAACGAACCUCCUGCUCGCGACGACCUUUGAUGUAGAUUUAUUUACAUGGGAGUUACAUGUUUUUCUGAAUGUUCCUACUAACGACCUCACAUUUUUCAUUAGCUGGCGACAGUGCAAUUUCUUAUUUAUGUGCCAUUUGUUAAUGUCAUUAUGACACUUUUAUUGUUAUUAUGAUAAGCUGCAAGUUGCUUAGAAUAAGUGCCUUAUAACAAUAUUUUAUGUCAAAGUAUUUUAUAACACAAUAAAAGAUAAUAAUACUA